AUGGCAGCUCUGAGUAUGAUUCCCUCGCACCUGUUCCUGCUGAUGUUAAACUGUUUCCUGGGUGCUGCAUCAGCUAGGAGCAUCAAAGGGGGGUCCGAGAAUGCACGGGACAGCAUCGUCCAGCCCUCAUCGGACCCUUUCUCAGAUGACCUGGACCAGGACAUGAUCUCCCAGCACAUGUCAAGACUGUACGAGAAAUACAACAGGGAAAACCGCCUCAGGGAGGGGAACACUGUGAGGAGUUUCAGAACCAGCCAAGACUCCUCUGAGCACAGGAUGGUGUACCAACUGAACCUUACAACCCUCCAGGACUCAGAGGUCAUCCUCUCUGCCACAUUCCACUUCCUGCUCGAUCGGCACCCUCAUCAAAAACCCUGGUUCUGUAAACGCUUCAAAAGCCCAUCCUGCCGUUCCUCAGCCGUCCACCCCUCUACGUCCAUCAGCUUGCUCCUUCGCUCUGUCUCCUCUGGGUCAGAGGUCAGACCUGGGUCAAUGGGGUCACUUCUGGGCAAUGUGACCUUUCACCCCUACAGGAGAGGGGUGUGGCAGAUGAAAGACGUGACCCAGGUCAUAAAGGAUGCCAGGGACAGGGGUCAUCUCCAGGUGUCAGUGGAGUUGGUCUACCAGAGGAAACCACAGGGGGCGCUGCCUGGUGGGAGCCUGCCCUGGAUGUUACUGUAUGCUGAUGACCAAGCUUUGGCGGAGCCCAACAGCGUGGCUGCAAGCCUUCAGAGAUAUGACCCGUUCAACGACAGAGGAGAGCCCUCACAUUCCUCUCACGGACCUAACUCCUCAACGGAGUCAAAAGGACGAGAGAGAAGGGAAGCCAUCCAGAACAAUGAGCUGCCCGAGGUUGACUACAAGCCUGAUGUUUACAGGAAGGAUGACCUCUGGGAGAGCACUUGGUACCUGGCACUCAAACCUAAAUCAGGAAAGAACGAAAAGAAGAGAAAGAGCCAGGAAGAAGAAGAAGUGGAUCAAGGUAGAGGAGCGCAUGAUAAAGAAGAGACUUUGGUUCCCAAAGAAGUAGACAGAAAAUCACAGGGGCUCAGAGACGAUGAUUCAACAGAGAAAAAAAUCAAAGACAGUCGCAUGCCGACUAACAGUGACACACGAAAGCAUGAGCGGAGAAACGAGGGAAAGGAUGGAAAAAGGCACAAGGGAAGCGCUAACUCUCAGUCAGAUGUUCUGAGUUUUGAUGAACAAACGAUGCGUAAGGCCAGAAGGAGGCAGUGGGGCGACUCCCAGCACAGAGGCUGCUCCAGGAGGAACCUCAGAGUGGAUUUUGCUGACAUUGGCUGGAGCGAGUGGGUUAUAGCACCGAAGGCCUUUGAUGCCUACUACUGUGCCGGCACAUGUGGCUUCCCCAUGUCCAAGGUGGCGAGGCCGUCUAACCACGCUACCAUCCAGAGCAUAGUCCGAGCCGUUGGGAUCAUCCCCGGGGUUCCUGAGCCCUGCUGCGUCCCAGAAAAGAUGAGUCCUCUGGCUGUGCUCUACCAGGAUGAAUCCAGGAACCCAGUGCUUAAGGUUUACCCCAAUAUGUCCGUCCAGUCCUGCUCCUGCAGAUAGUAAGGGGUGGCCAAUGGGGGCGGAGGACAAAACAGGGUGGAUGUGGAGAGGAACAGACAACAGGACUAAGGGAGACAGAACCAUACUUCUGUUUGUUAAGUGGUUUCUUGAUACUGAGAAACACAGUGACUUUGGCUGCCGUUAUUCCUGGAGGAACAUGGGCUGUAGAGAAAUCACUUCCAUCUCUUCUGUCCUGCCGCAGCAGACUUGAAGAGGCACAUUGUCUGGCGUCUGGCUUAGCAGGAGGAAUAGAGUCACACAUGUAAAGUCAGGGCUCAACAUUUUGAAGAAACUCAGUUGUUUUUGGUCUGAGUUUGAGAUAAUAUUGAGGAUUUCAUGGACGAGAGCAUUUUUCCUUUUAUCUCAGAAUUGACUUGCUUUUCAAACAGCUCACAGGGACUUUGUGUUCAUGUUUUCUUUGGACACGAAGGCUAUAAAUAAAAGACUUUAUCAAUGUGUCAUCGGGCAGCUUACUCAGUCUCACACAGAUGACAGAGAUUAUGAAACAUAUUUUUAAAAUUUUUGCAUACUGUGUACAUCUGUUCUUGCUUUUGAACAAAUAAUACUACACAUUGUACAUACAUGCAAUGCUCAUUUGUUUGCAAGAAUGGAAGGUCAUUGUUCAUUCUUGCUCUGUGUAUCUUAAAAAGGAAAUCUCCAAUGGAUCGUAGAGAGCAUCUGGAAUUCAUUAUCACCCACCAACCCCCUCAUAACACUUCAAGAAUGUUAUAAUGAAACCAGAAAUAUUUUUAUAUUUUGAAUGUGAAGCUUGG
Molecule: messenger RNA, 2342 nt
Organism: Anoplopoma fimbria (sablefish)
Lineage: Eukaryota; Metazoa; Chordata; Actinopteri; Perciformes; Anoplopomatidae
Gene: gdf10a
Product: growth differentiation factor 10a
Exons: 3
Coding region: 1-1569 (522 amino acids)
Biological process (GO): SMAD protein signal transduction; BMP signaling pathway
Cellular component (GO): extracellular region
Molecular function (GO): cytokine activity; growth factor activity
Source: RefSeq, a predicted model, not a curated record